Molecule: messenger RNA, 411 nt
Organism: Caenorhabditis remanei
Lineage: Eukaryota; Metazoa; Nematoda; Chromadorea; Rhabditida; Rhabditidae
Exons: 3
Coding region: 1-411 (136 amino acids)
Biological process (GO): fatty acid metabolic process
Molecular function (GO): fatty-acyl-CoA binding
Source: RefSeq, a predicted model, not a curated record
AUGGAAACGUCACUUGAAGAUUUCAAACGAAUCAGAGCUCGUUUCGUUCAGAGAAAAGUUCUCAAAUACGAAUUUGAACUAUUUACAAAGUUUGAAGGACAUACAAGAAAUAUAUGGGGAUUUCAUCAACAAGCGAUUAUAGGGGAUAUUAAUGUUCCAAAACUAAACUACAUGGAAAUCGAAGAAGGCGAGAGAUCAUGGAUGUGGAGAUGGAUAAAUGGAAACGAGAAAUGGCAUGCUUGGAACAAAUGCAGAGGUUUAACAAAAGAAGAAGCCUCCAAGAAGUUUAUUGAAGAAGUUCAAAAGUUGAAAUCGGAGAUUCAUCAACUUUUAAUCGAGUGGAAAAUAGAAAUAAGCAAUGAUCCAAAGGGAAGUGAGCUGAAUAAUAAUGAUGCAUUGUUUAUGGACUAA